AUGUCCCCACCUCUCACAAUGUCUGAACUGAGGAUAAUUCUGUUAGGAAAGAGUCACUCAGAGACCAGCAGUGUGGGGAACUUCAUUCUGGGUAGAGCUGCAUUUGAGACUGAAGUUCCUCCACUUUCAGUAGAUCAGCACAGAAAGUACGCCAGUGGAUGGGUGGAGGAGAGAUACAUCACCAUCAUCAAUGCUCCUCAUCUGUACAAUCCAGAACUCACUCAGACGACUGAGAGACUAAAAGAGUGUGUUUCACUUACUGCUCCUGGUCCUCAUGCUUUCUUACUCGUGGUGCAACCUCAGAGUUUUACAGAGGAGGACACGGACCAACUGAAACUCUUACUGAACUGUUUCAGUGACCGAGCACUAAACUAUUCUAUAUUGAUCAGUACUGACUGGGAGGCUGAAGAGGAAAAAUCUGCAAGUUUUAACACGUUUCUGGAUGAAUGUGAUGGAAGGUUUCACAGAUUUAAACACAGAGAUAAACAUGACAAGACUUCAGUUUGUCGACUGUUUGAGGAUAUUGACAAAGUGGUGAACAUAAAUGGAAGUCACCUCACAUGUGAGAUUUUUGAAGAUGCAGAGGAAACUUUGCAACAUUAUGACAAACAUGGAAAAGAUGAAGAGAGGAAAAGUGCAGGUUGUUCUAAAGAAAAAAGUAGCAAGAAGCCAUUUAACAGAGUAGAAAGUGUUAGAAAAGAUCCCACCGAGUUAUCCCAAGUUCCUGCCGAGUACCUCGACCUGAAAGAGGUUUUUAGUAGAACCCGAGCUGCUUCCCUUCCGCCUCACAGACCAUAUGACUGCGCCAUAGAUUUACUGUCUGGUACCAGUCCUCCUCGUGGACGGUUGUUUUCCCUCUCUUUACCAGAGCACAAAGCUAUGGACAAUUAUAUUCAGGAAGCAUUAGCCUCUGGUAUCAUCCGCCCAUCUGUUGAGGUGAAUGCCUUGAAUUUAGGUGUAGGAGCUAUUAUUUCCCAGUGCUACUCUGAUGAAAAAUUACACCCAUGCGCUUUCCUAUCUCACCGUUUAAUCCCUACUGAGUCCAAACACGAUGUGGGUGACCGUGAACUUACAGUUAAGAGGGCUCUGGAGGAAUGGAGACAGUGGUUAGUGGGGGCUCAGCACCCAUUCAUUGUCUGGACUGAUCACAGAAACCUGGAGUACCUGAAGCAAGCAAAAUGUUUGAACCCUCACCAAGCUCGCUGGGCCAUGUUUUUUAGUCGUUUUGAUUUUACGCUUUCCUACCGCCCCAACUCAAAGAACAGCAAGCCUGAUGCCCUGUCAAGGCAGUUUUCCUCAGCUGAGCAGGAGAACGACAAAGAACCUAUCAUCCCGAUCUCCCGAAUUGUGGCUCCCAUUCGCUGGGGAAUCGAGACGACGGUUAAACGGGCUCAACAACUGGAGUCUAACCCUGGAACCGUUCCAACCGGACUUUUGUACGUUCCUCAAGGGGAGAAAAAGAUGAAGCUUGGAGUGCAAGAAUCUGGAUGUGAAGAAAAGAUAAAAACAAAACAACUUUUAACUAGACUUCAUCUUCUGGACAAACACGAACUAAAAAUGAAAACUUCAGAUGUUCUUCAACUAACUUCUCAUAUAUUACAUUGUCAAGAACCUUGUGAAGAAAAAGAUCUGGUUCAAACCUUCCUACAAAGGUUGUUAAUGAUGAAUUACAGAGCAAGAUCCAUCACCACCAAAAAAGCUGCUUUAGACCCUUCUUCUCCAGGAACAGAUGAAGAAGAAGGUGAUGAAUUUGAUGAGUUUUUUAGUGAAAAAGGAAAAUCUUUUGAUGAGGACAGUUUAAAAAAUCCUAUUCACCCCAUGGAUCUUCAGAUGGCGGUGUUCCACUGCUCAGACAGUUUCCUGAAGCAACUAAUAGUAAAUAAACUCUCUCAGUGUCAGUACGCUCUGCCUCUACUGGUGCCAAAUCCAUUUACUGGAAAGAUCGAGUUUCCUCUGUGGACAUUUCGCCAAAUUAUUAAAAGUUGGAAAACCACUGACACUUCUGGUACCAAGAUCAGUAAAACCCAGCAUGUUUAUGAAGCAGAAACUCCAAUGGUGGUGUUCUUCAGGUUAGGAGACGUGUCCUUUUCCAAGUCUCAGCUGAUGAACAGCUUCAUCAAUGAGAAGCAGCAGACGUUCUUCCACAGACACUGUCGUGGCAGCAUUAAAAACCGUCUACUGAUGGAUGGAGUUGUGGAGAUUGCUUGGUACUGUCCAUCUGGAAAUGAAACUGAUCAUUUUACUGACUGUGUUGCUUUCUGUAAUCUACACGGUGAUGCAGAAACCAGUAAAGAACAACUGGAUAUUCUGACUGAAAUGUCGUCUGUAAAUGUUGUUCUUUUAUUUGAUCCUAAAAAUGGAAGAAAUAAGGAGAUGCUACAGAAGCUUCUGAAAGACCCCAAACCACUCAUCUGUCUCCUUUCUGAGGAUCAAUCAGGUGUCAGUAAGAUUAAGAAUGGAAAAUACAGAAUUGGUCUAAAAGACAGAAAUCAGUCAGACGUAUCAGAGAACCUCAGAACAAUCAUCACAGAGUGUCUGUCCAAGUCAUCUUCAGUUUUUAAACUUGAGAAUUUAUACAAAAACGAUGAGAUCAGCACAGAUGAAGAUGAUCCUGAAUGCAGGAAAGGAAAAGAAGCUGCACUAGAGAUAACAAAACAGCUGGAGGGGAAGGAAAUAUCCACAUUAAAGGAAACACACCUGCCCUGUCAAGGGAAGCUCUGGUAUGAGUGGUGUCAGAUAAACAAAGACUCACAUCGACUUCAAGGAAACUAUUUAGAAAUGCAAAAGAGUGAAAAACAAACACAAAUGAAAGAAAUCCGUGAACAGCAACAAAAAAAUGGAAAAUCAGGAUUUAUGAAACAAAUUAUUCCCUCACUGAAUUCUCUAUCAGGAAAUGAAAAAUCGUUCUUUAUUAAAUGGCUCGAGAUUCUACUGCAAAAACAAACCUCAGAUGAUCUUUCAGAUCUUCAUCACAAGUACAAUGAAACAUGGACAAGGGUUUUAGAGCUUAAAAAGAAACAUGAUAAAUCAGGAAAGAUGAAGGCUGAGCAAACAAAACUUGAAGAAAUAUCUGUAAAACUAAAUGCAGCAAUGUUUGGUCUGGAACACAUCUUCAGAGAGAUAGGUCAGAUAUAUGAGUCAAAUAUGUCCAUACAAACAAGUAAGAAAACCUUUAAAGAAAGCCUCUCUAAUCUUCCCAAACUUGCUGCAGAACUCAUAAAAUCUGGUCUUCCAAUGGAGCUGAUGGAUGGUGAUGCUGCUCAUGUUCCUCUGAUUUGGGUUUUAGCAGUUCUAGAUGAACUCAUAAAGAAACUGGGAGACCAGAGAGUCUUUGUGCUGUCAGUUCUAGGGAUUCAGAGCACAGGAAAAUCCACCAUGCUGAAUGCAAUGUUUGGGCUCCAGUUUGCUGUCAGUGCUGGAAGGUGCACCCGAGGAGCCUUCAUGCAGCUGGUCAGAGUAUCAGAGGAGAUGAAGGAGCAGCUGAAGUUUGACUACGUACUUAUUGUAGAUACUGAAGGGCUUCGAGCACUUGAACUUGCAGGAAAAUCCACUUACCAUCAUGAUAAUGAACUUGCAACAUUUGUUGUAGGUCUUGGAAAUCUGACUUUGAUCAACAUAUUUGGUGAGAACCCUGCUGAGAUGCACGAGAUUCUUCAGAUUGUUGUUCAGGCCUUCCUGAGAAUGAAGAAGGUCAAACUGGAUCCCAGAUGUAUGUUUGUCCAUCAGAAUGUUGGUGACAUCACAGCUGGAGAGAAGAACAUGGAGGGCAGGAGACGUCUACAGGAUAAACUGGAUAAAAUGACAAGAUUAGCUGCUAAAGAGGAAGACAGUGAAGCUGAGUGCUUCAGUGAUGUUAUUGCUUUCAAUGUACAACAUGAUGUUCAGUAUUUUGCACAGCUCUGGGAGGGCAGCCCACCAAUGGCUCCACCAAACCCCUCAUACAGUGAAAAAGUUCAGAAGUUAAAGAGAGCUAUUUUCACAAAUGCUACCAAGUCUCAUAGUAUGAAACUUUCAGAGUUUAAAUCUCGCAUCAGUGAUCUGUGGAAGGCUCUACUGAACGAGAACUUUGUUUUUAGCUUCAGAAACACACUGGAGAUUGCAGUCUACAGGAAACUAGAAACUGAGUUUGUAAAAUGGACCUGGUCCCUCAGAAGUGCCAUGUUAGAACAUGAAGAAAAACUGCACAACACAAUUAAAAACAGAAAACUGCAAAAGAUUGAGGACAAAGACCUUUAUGCUCACAUGAAGAAGACCAAAGAAGAAGUGGAGAAAUCAAUGAAAUGUUACUUUGAAGAGGACAGAGACAAAGACAUUUUAAUUCAGUGGAAAGUGAGAUGUGAAAACAAAAUUAAACAACUUCUUGAAGAUCUUGUUAAAAAUGCAAAAACAAACCUGAAUGUUUUUCUUCAACAGCAAAUAGCUCGAGAAGCUUUUGAUCACAAAAAGACAGAGUAUGAUGAAAAGCUCUUCAAUGUGAGUAAAGCACUUGCUCUACAACUAAAAAGCACAGAAACUGAUGAACGAGUCCUCAGACAGGAAUUUGAUAAAGUGUGGAACAAAUGGGUCACUGAUCUGACACAAGACACACCUGUAGAGAAACCAUUUGAUGUUUGGGAGGAUGUGAUACAGAUUCUAUCUGAAGGUCAUGAACAAGCUGCUUUAUAUGACCGAAUAUCUCAAGAAAAUUACACAAAGAUAGACAGACUGGGAGAUUAUUCAUGGUACAUUUUAAAGACAAUAAAAAUGAUUCCCUUUGAAGUCCAGGAAUCAGUGAGGAAGUUAAUCAACAAUGUCAUCCAAGAAUCUGAGGACUUAAUCAAGAAGAUCUGCAGCAAAAUUGCAGGACUGGGCUACAAAAACAGCUACAUUCAGGAAAUAACUGAAUAUGUCAAACACAGAGUUGAACAAUAUCACAGUGAGAACAAGAAAAUAAAGCUGAAGAAGGAAUUCACUCUGGAUCUCUGUCUUAAUGUGUGUAAACUUGCAAAUCCUGAAUUCACCAAGAUCCACCAACAGUUCAGAGAUGAAAAUGAUGUAAAAUUGUAUCUGGAAAAGCAGAAACCACAAUAUUACAGCGUCUUCCAAAACUACUGCAGAGGAGCAACAACCACAACAGUAUUUGGUGAACUUGUCUACAACAAUCUUGUACCAGCCAUCCUGGAAGCCGCUUACAAUAAAACUGCUAUUGAUCUGUCAACACAGAUGAGAUCAGACAUGCUAGAAUUUAAUGGUAACAGGUCACAGCUUGAGAAACACAUUUUGAAAUUUCUGGCAGAGCAGGAGAACUUUGAGAAGUACAUGAAGUACGUCCACCGUCCCAAGAAACAUUUUGAACAGUUUAUUACAGAAAAUGUUGAUAAAUACAUCACUGAAAAUAACAGCAAGGUUCUGAAUCUUCUCAAAGGAAACCUGAAACACAAAGAGCAGAAAGUGAUGAACGCUGUGAACAUCACAACUGAAGAAGUGAAGAAGAGCAGUCGUGAUGCAAACAUGUGGCUGAGAAGUUUGAACAUUUCACUAACAGAUGAGCUGAGCUUAAAAGAAAUAACCUGCACUGGUCUGGAGGAAAUUACAGAUUUAGAUUUUCUUCGGCAGGUUGUGUGUGAAGGUCUCACAAAGAUGAUGUCAGAACAACAUAAAAUCUUCAAAAGUGUAACAGACAUCAACAUGGAGAAGUUCAGGAAGAAACCAGAUGAGAUUCUGAUUGAACAUCUCUGUCAGUGCUGCUGGGUUCAGUGUCCAUUCUGUAAAGCCGUCUGCACCAACACAAUGGAGGAUCAUGAUGGAGAUCACAGUGUCCCCUUCCACAGAGUAAAUGGAAUCGCAGGAUGGUACAACAGAUACACAACAAAUCUCUGUGCUAAUAUUUGUACAACUUUAGUACAAAGUGAUCAAGGUUUCUACCCCAGUCAUGAUAUAGAUCAUUUCGUACUCUACAAAAUCUACAGAACAGCAGGAGGAGAAUAUGCUGAGUGGAGCAUCACUCCUGAUAAUUCAGAGCUCCCAUACUGGAAGUGGUUUGUGUGCAGAUUCAAAACAGACCUGGAAAUGCUUUAUGGUAAAACAUUUCAGGAAAAGGGAAAGAUUCCCACUGCAUGGAGAAAAUACACAAGAAAAGAAGUUAUUGAGAGUUUGGAUGAUUACAUCUGAAGAAUAAGACACACACACACACACACACACACACAAUAUGUAUGUGUACACACAAAUUACAUACACAGACACACAUGGGGUGUGUUCGAAAAGCUAGCUCUCUCUCUACGUCAUCCUAUGCGCACUCCCGAGAAAUAGGCUGUUCGAAAUUCUAGAUGCCUUAAUAUCCUCACUAGUUAGGCAUCUUAACAUUUCAAUGUAAUUUUGACUCAAGAACGAGGGAGCAUCGGAAGCGUCCUUAGCGAUCAAGGCUAUCCCAGAAUUCAAUGCAGCAUAACUUUUCUCACAGAAAAAAUAAAAUAACAUGGCUGACGGUGGAGAGAAACUGAGUUAUUGUCAAAUGUAAAUAAAUUAUUGUUAUAUUUAACUUGUAUAAACUUGUACAUGUGUUUUUAUUUGCAAAUUUGGGCUUGUCAGUGAAUGUAACCGUUUUUGGUACACGAAGGGAGAUGUUAGUUGAUAUGCUAAUGCGCUGUGCCACCCCAUCCCAUUGGUUUUAAUGGCAAGAGGAUAACUAUGUUAGCAUAGUAAGCAAAACUCAAUGUUAUCACUGUCUAAGUAGUGCGUUCAAAUAACCUGACUUAUAAGUCAAUGACAAGUCAAUAUUAGAAUCCUCUCUACUGAGGCAGCUCACUAGGUUUUCGAACACACCCUAUAUGUGUACACACAAUAUAUACACACAAACUCUACAUACACAGACACACAUGAUAUACAGUAUGUAAACACACAAAAGAUUCAGUGAUUACCUAUUAGCAUGAUCAGAUGAGUAAUCAUUUAUAUUCUCAGUGUUUUAUAAAGAGUCAUUUAAGUUUUAUGGUUGUGGGAUUUAUAGAUUAGUAGAAUGUGAAAGUGAAUUUGAUCUUUUUCUUCUUAAUGAAUGUAAUAAUGAUUGUGGUUUUCAAUGUAAGUGCAUGUAACAAUAAAUAAAGAUCAAUAUCUCAAAGCUCA
This is a messenger RNA of Trichomycterus rosablanca, 7098 nucleotides long. RefSeq names its product interferon-induced very large GTPase 1-like. The transcript has 4 exons. Gene Ontology annotation, molecular function: GTP binding. The record is from RefSeq and is a predicted model, not a curated record. The coding region runs from base 1 to 6150 and encodes 2049 amino acids. NCBI's taxonomy places the organism in Eukaryota, Metazoa, Chordata, Actinopteri, Siluriformes, Trichomycteridae.